AUGGGAACCCGCGAGGCUGAACUCGAAGCUUACAAAAAAGCACGAUUGGAGCUCAAAAAGGAAAUCCGUAAGGCACAGGAAAGAAGCUGGUCGGAGCUGUGCCGAUCAGUUGAUAGUGACCCAUGGGGAGUUUCCUACAGGCUGGUUACCAAGAGGUUAGGCCGCCGAUCGCCGGCUAUGGACCAAGCAGCCAGAGUAUGCGUGGCUCGUGGUCUAUUCCCACAAUCACCACGGACGGACUGGGAAAGCAUUCCUACAUCAGGUGGAGCGACGGCCACCUAUGCUAUUCUACCCGACGCGCCGUUAGGUAUACCGCUGUUUACCGCCGACGAAGUGGCGCGGGUCGUCAGCAAGCUGCCGACGGGCAAGGCACCCGGACCAGACCUCAUUCCAUAUGAGCUCAUCAAAUUAACGUUCAAGAAGUUUCCCGAUGUGUUCGUAGACUGCUACAACGCCUGUCUCUUGGAGGGGACCUUCCCCACGCCAUGGAAACGUGCCAAGCUGGUGCUACUACACAAAGGCAAAGGGAAACCGAAAAAUGUCCCGUCGAGCUACCGUCCAAUUAGCCUACUGGACGGCUCCGGUAAGGUACUGGAGAGGUUGCUGUUAGAAAGGUUGAUCCGUCACAUUGACAGUGUUGGUGCACUGAGUGACCUCCAGUUCGGUUUUAGGCGAUCGAGGUCUACUGUGGACGCAAUUCAACAGGUCUUGAGCGCAGCCAAGGCUGCGGGCAGCGGUGCAGUUCAGAAAAAAGAGUGUCUUGGUGACGAUUGA
Macrosiphum euphorbiae (potato aphid) is the source of this 774-nucleotide messenger RNA. NCBI's taxonomy places the organism in Eukaryota, Metazoa, Arthropoda, Insecta, Hemiptera, Aphididae. The record is from the annotation of a GenBank genome assembly.